This is a messenger RNA of Micropterus dolomieu (smallmouth bass), 4670 nucleotides long. RefSeq names its product SWI/SNF-related, matrix-associated actin-dependent regulator of chromatin, subfamily a, containing DEAD/H box 1 a (gene smarcad1a). The transcript is spliced from 23 exons. The coding region runs from base 340 to 3510 and encodes 1056 amino acids. The record is from RefSeq and is a predicted model, not a curated record. Gene Ontology annotation, molecular function: chromatin binding; ATP-dependent chromatin remodeler activity; ubiquitin binding. Lineage: Eukaryota; Metazoa; Chordata; Actinopteri; Centrarchiformes; Centrarchidae. Gene Ontology annotation, cellular component: nucleus.
UCCUCCAGGGCCGGGGGAGUUCGCGGGAAACCGGUUGUAGUCGUGAUACUUAAAGCCUAAUUGGACUCCGGUUAAAACAACUAUCUUUGAUACUAAAUCGCUAUUUCAUUGAUCGACCAAAUUUAGACUAUUGCGGUUAAAAACGGAGAAGUGACACAGCUUAAAAUCGCCGUCUUUUUAGGACUGUUGCCCUGGCUGCUAUGCUAACAUCCGACGCUAGUUAGCUAGGUGGUCACAUCGACUAACAGGAACCUUGUGCUUCAUGCAGACAAGAGAAAAUACUGUUGGCUAGAAAGAGACAAAGGGCUGCCGCUGUCAACCACGACCCCGACGGUUAAAAUGAGUCUGUUCAAUCUAGACCGUUUUCGUUUUGACAAGAAGGCAGCGACAACAACAAGCAAAGGCGAGGAAAGCGGGUCAAUAAGUCCAGAAUCUGAGAAGGAGAACAAGCCAGCUCCGAUGAAACCUGUCAAACCCCCACCAAAGUCCCACGCCCGAGGAGUGGUUUUUGAGGAAGUCCUUACUAUUGACUUGGAGGAGGAUGAGACAAAGACCAAAAUAUCAUUGACCAGGAAAUCCAAUAAUGCCGUAGGGAAAUCAUCUAAAAACGUGGAAUCAGAUUAUACAGAUGACGAGGACAGUGAAUUGGAGGAGAAAAUUACCAGACUACUGGAGAUGUUUCCUCAGUUGACGAGGAAGGAGCUCCUGGAGGUCAUUGGAAGCACAAGCACAUUGGAUGGGGCUAUAGCUGCAUGCCUUAUACAGUUUGGUGAUAAAGAAGGCCCAGACCAAGGCAGAAAGAGAAAACUGGAUGGAUCCGGCAGUUCUCAGGACAGUGGUGAGAUUCAACCCAGCAAGAAGAGGAGGCCUUCAGUAGUUUCUGGUGAAGAAGAUAAUGAAGGCAAAGGGCCAAGCUGGGAGAAACAGGAAGCCAUGGUCAGAAGACUGCAGAAAAAGUUUCCUGACCAGGACAAGGAGGAGCUGCGGAUGGUGCUGCAGGAACACGACUGGAAUGUGGAGGAUGCUUUGCAGGUUCUACAAAUGUUCUCAGACCCAGAUAACUCCAGCUUCAGCUCACAUGAGACAGAAGAAAGGAAGUCCGGUAAAUCAAAGAGCAAACACAAGUCAAGCAGGGACCACAGAAAGCUGAAGCGCCACAAACAUCACAAAGGAAGUAAAAAAGACUACAUAAGUAUUAGUGAGACAGAGGGGGGCAGUGAUACAGAUGUUACAAAGGACAGUGAAGACGAUGCCGACUCGGAAGACAGUGAGGGUUCCCAAAGCAGGACUAGCACUUCUACUCUGUCUUCAUGCAAAAGUUCCGAUUCAGUAGCCUCAUCCUCCUCUGUCAAGGAAACAAGCAGCUCUUCUGCCCCGAAGCCGUCGUCCUCUUCCUCUACUGCUCAUAUGCUGUCCAGGUUUGCCAGUGGGACCAGCAUAGCUAAGAAGCAGGCAGCAGAGAGAAAGAGGAAGGCGCGUGCCUCAGAUGAACGCGUCAGUUCUGAGGGAGAAAAUGACGACGAAGAGGAGGAUGAAGUUAGCAGCGAGUUUGAGGAGUCUGACGACGAUCUGGACUGUAAAGGUGGUAUGACGGAUCUGAAGAAAGAGAUGCUCAAGUUCUUCCAGGACGCAUCUAUAGAUGAGCUGUCAUUGAUCGCUGGGUGUUCGGUUAAAAAGGCCCAGAAGAUUGUGGAACUGAGACCCUUUGAUAGCUGGCAAAGCCUGGUUGAUGUCUUCCAUAAGGACAACGGACUGUCAGAGAGCCUACUGCUGGGCUGCAGAGUCGUCCUCAAAGAGCGGAAGGUUGUCAAGGGGCUCAUGUCCAAGUGUGAGACCAUUUCCUUAAAAAUGGUCAGACAGGUCACUGAGGUGAUGGAGAAGGGCACAGGGGCCAUGAAACAGCCUAGCAUACUCAACAGCCAGUUGCAGCUGAAACCCUAUCAGCUGAUUGGCCUAAAGUGGCUGCUGCUUCUGCAUGAGCACAAUCUGAGUGGCAUCCUUGCUGAUGAAAUGGGUUUGGGGAAAACUAUCCAGGCCAUAGCGUUUCUGUCCCAGCUGUACCAGAAUGGAAUAGAUGGUCCUCACCUCAUCACCGUGCCGGCCUCUACACUGGAUAACUGGGUCAGAGAGCUGAAGCUGUGGUGUCCAAGCCUCAAAGUCCUAGUCUAUUAUGGAUCUGUGGAGGACCGCCACUACCUCAGACACGACAUCCUCAAUGAAGAUGUUGAGUUCAAUGUCAUUGUGACCACGUAUAACUUGGCCAUAGGAAACGAUAGCGACCGUAGCCUUUUCCGUAAGCUGCGUCUGAAGUAUGCUGUGUUUGAUGAAGGGCACAUGCUGAAGAACAUGAACUCUCUCCGCUACCGCCACCUUAUGGCUAUUAACGCGGAGCAUCGCUUGCUGCUGACAGGAACCCCAUUACAGAACAACCUCUUAGAGCUGAUGUCUCUCCUGAACUUCAUUAUGCCCUCCAUGUUCUCCAGCUCCACUACACAGCUCUCCAAAAUGUUUUCUAUGAAAUCCCACGAGGAGCAGAGCCGCUUUGAAAGGGAUCGUAUAUCUCAGGCCAAACUCAUCAUGAAACCUUUUAUCCUCAGGCGAGUCAAGAGCGAGGUCCUCAAGCAGCUGCCAGCCAAGGAGGAGAAGGUAGAGUUCUGCUCAAUGAGUGAGAAACAGGAGGUCCUCUACCAGACGCUCAUGAAAAAACUGAAGACUUCCAUCAAUGGCGAGAAGCGUGAGUUGUGUAAUGUGAUGAUGCAGUUGAGGAAGAUGGCCAACCACCCUCUGCUUCAUAGACAGUACUACACCACAGAAAAGCUCAAAGCAAUGAGCAAGCUCAUGCUGAAGGAGCCAACUCACUUUGAUGCCGACCCUGCUCUUAUCCAGGAGGACAUGGAAGUGAUGUCAGACUUUGAGCUGCAUCGUCUGUGCCAGCAGUACUCCACCAUCAGCUCCUACCAGCUCGAAAACAAUCUGCUGCUCGACUCUGGAAAAUUCCGCCACCUCACAGAGCUGCUGGCCUCACUUAAAAACAAAGGAGACCGAGUAGUAUUAUUCAGUCAGUUCACCAUGAUGCUGGAUAUUGUGGAAGUGCUGCUGAAACAUCUUAAGCAUCGUUAUGUCAGACUGGAUGGAUCCACACCCAUAGCCGACAGGAUUGUGUUGAUUGAUGAGUUCAACACGGAUCCUGACAUAUUUGUGUUCCUGUUGUCGACACGCGCUGGCGGCCUGGGCAUCAACCUCACCUCAGCUAAUGUUGUCAUCCUACAUGACAUCGACUGCAAUCCCUACAAUGACAAACAGGCAGAGGACAGAUGUCACCGUGUAGGCCAGACCAAGCCUGUACAGGUGAUUAAGCUGAUCAGUAAGGACAGCAUAGAGGACUGCAUACUGCAGCUGGGCCAGAAGAAACUAAAGCUGGAACAGGACAUGACCGCUGCUGAACAGGGUGGUGAGGGGACCAUACCUGAAGAUAUGGCAUCUUUACUGAAAGCCUCACUGGGACUGUAAUGGCAAACACAUGACUGUACAAAUACAUUUGUGAUGGCAUUCCUGUGAUCCUGGGCAGACUUGAGGGUGUCCAUACUGGAAAACUACUGAGAACCAUUUGCUGCCAUGAAAAAAAAAAAAAAAAAAGGUUCUGAUGUUGAGAUCUCAUUUACUGUGUAGCAUGGUAGCUGUGCCUAAACACUAUUCUUUACAUGCACACAGUUUUUGCUCCUACAUUGAUUACGAGACCAGUAUAUAAAGACAAAACAAACAUUUUGCCCUUUUAAAGAUUAUGCGCAACAUGGUAAGGUCUCGAGCUGUAGAAACUUGAAAGAAAGUGGUGUUUAGAAGUUAAGCAUGUAUUGGAGUACACCAUCGAACUUGUUUGACUGAACAAAAGUAUCAUAAAUUUAAGUUCACAUAAUCCAUGCAGUGUUAAAUUAUUCACACAUGAUGGUGCUGUAUGCCGGUAAGGACAAUUUUGCUUGCUGGCAUUAUUUGAUGGAUGAAAUAAUUGCAUACCCGAAGAGGUGAUGCACGCAGAAUGGAAGAUUUUUUUAACAUCUGUCAUACAGUGUUGCAUCUUGCCUGUUGUACUUGACAGUUCUUAAAAAUUAGAUGUUUUAACAGAGCAUUUGAACAGCAGCCGUUAGGACAAGUAUACUGAAAAUGUUUCAAUUCAUAUUUCCUCUGCUACCAUGCCUGAUCAAACAUUUCUGACAGUUGUGGUUGCAUCAAAAAGUCACCCAAGUAUCUGGAAAAAUUGUAUUCUCUGUCACUGUAAGUGUAAUGUGUUGAGUUUUAUCCUGUCAUAUUUUGAGUCCGUUGUUCAGCAAGGGCAGACUGAUUGACCUUUUUUGAUUGUGUGGGUGUAGUCGGUGAAUUUCUUACACAAAUAUUCCAGUUUUUCGAGUGUCUAAAACUAGAAAAACUGAAACAAAAAUAGGAACUAGAAUGUCUUUAAUAAAUAUGGUGCUUGAUUUGGUUUCCUCUACCCCCCUUAAAUGUCUUAAGCCAAGCGACACAGAGAUAAUGAUGAUGAUGAUGUGAGGAAGCAGCUACUGCAUUCAUGAGUGGCUAAUGUGUUGUAAGUGUACACGUGUUGAUGUAAAAGCUUUUACAAAGUCAUUUGUAUGUUUUUAAGGUUCUUGUUUCAACUGAAUAAUAAAAAUUAGAAUAAA